Phragmites australis (common reed) is the source of this 2084-nucleotide messenger RNA. RefSeq lists its product as uncharacterized. Bases 221 to 1858 code for a protein of 545 amino acids. The transcript has 6 exons. The record is from RefSeq and is a predicted model, not a curated record. NCBI's taxonomy places the organism in Eukaryota, Viridiplantae, Streptophyta, Magnoliopsida, Poales, Poaceae.
ACGAGAGGCGACGCCGAACCCAACACGGCGUCUCCCCGUCGGUUCAGGGCCCGAUCACACGGCAACACUUGGACGCCGCAACGUCCCGCCCUUCUCCCCUUCUCCGCCCCCUCGAAUCCCCAGGAGUCGCGCGGUCUCCCACCACGCCCUUCUCCUCCCCACUCCAGCUGUCCAGCAUCGCCGAUUCGCCGCGGCAGCAACCCCUCACCGGGCACCGGCCAUGGGCGCGUCCUCCUCCACCGGCAACUCCUCCCUGGAGGCGCACGAGCAGCGGGGGCAGGAGUCCCUCGCCUCCGCCGCCCUCUCUCUCCCGCUGCUCCGCGCCGCCUUCUCCCGCUCCGCAGCCGCCGCCAACGUGCUGCCGGAUGCCCUCGCCCCGCCGCCCGCCGCCUUCCAAUCCGCCCACCUGCCACCCCACUUCCGCGACAUCCUAACUCGCCUCGGCCCCGCCAUCGCCUCCAUCUGCUUCGGCGACGGAGGCGCCACGGGUGCGGGGGACGAGGACGUCGGGUGGGUGGGCUUCCUCAGGGGGUUCAACCGCUGCUGCGCGCGUGUGCCGGCCUCGCGCUCGCUCGUGCUGCUUUUCCGCGUGUACGCCGCGGCCUGCGCCGGCGCAGGGGCUCCCUGCGGCGUGCAGUUCCAGCCGGACGAGGGCGGCAUCGGCGGUGACGAGGAGGGGAAGGUCGUGGGAGAGCUGGCGCCAGAGGAGAUCGCGGUUUUUCUCUGGAUGUGCUGGGUCAUGGCGUGGAGCGGUUCGGCCCCGAGAGUUGCGGGUGACGGAGGGGAAAAGUCGGAGCCCGUGGUGCUCCUCCCGGACGUGACGCACAUGGUGCUGUCGGCGCUCGUAUCCGCGGGCGCCGUCGCGGAUGACGCAGGUGUUUGGGGCUGGGAGAUUUCCAGCGGUGGGAAGGGGGUGAAGGUACACGACUUCACGUCGUGGGUGCUGUCCACGGCCGUGGGGUUUGGGUACUUCUUGUCGCGGUAUGUGCAGGAGAGGCUCCGGUCGUUGGCUGCUGAUCCGGUGGAGCAGGAGAGCUCUGUUUCAACUGUUAACAGGACCUUUGAUACGUCUGAUGUGUAUCUACUAACACGUGGAAGGGCAUGGGCAAUAUCUCUCAGCCUCAGAAACAAAUUGAGUGAAAAGUUCUUGUCAGCAUCUGUAAUUGGAAUGGACACAGAUGACCUUCUUUAUAGGUCAUCGGUUCAUGGAAAAGGACUGAGCCGGUUUUGGUCUUGUGUUGAGGGGUACAAUGGACCAAUGCUGAUUCUACUUUCAGCAUUAUCUAAUGGUGGUGGCGAGAAUGUUGAUUCUGAUCGAAGAUGGGUGCUUGGUGUAUUAACUGAGGAGGGGUUUGAGAGCCAAGGCACUUUCUAUGGUAGCUCUGGGUUUCUUUGCGCCACACAUCCAAUAUUCCGCAUGCUUCGGCCAUCUGGUAAGGAGAAGAACUUCAUUUACUGCCACGUACAUCCUCAGAUAAGGGUUUAUGAGGCAAAUCCAAAGCCUGUUGGCUUAGCAUUUGGCGGAACAAUUGGAAAUGAGAGGAUCUUUCUAGACGAGGACUUCUCUAAAGUAGUAGUUCGCCAUCAUGCUGUUGACAAAACUUACCAACAUGGUUCUCUCAUCCCCAACCAGGGUUAUUUACCUGUUGAGGCUUCAGUGCUUGAUGUUGAAGUAUGGGGACUUGGUGGAGAAACAACAAGACGGCUACAGGAUGUGUCCAAGAAGAGGGAGAAUAUUUUCUCAGAGCAGCGAAGAAAGGUUGAUCUCAAAACUUUUGGCAACUGGGAAGACUCUCCAGAGAAAAUGAUGAUGGAUAUGGUAUCCGAUCCAAACACAGUUCGUCGUGAAGACCGUUGAUCUUGUUUCAUGGCCAACUCAUUUGCUAAUGUCCAGUAGCUCCCCGUACAGAUAUGGACAUGGAAAUGGAUAAUACUAAAGCUCCAUGCCCUCUGGAGGUGUAUAGGGGUCGGUGCACGUAUUUGCUUGCCCAUUUGGCCGGGUCACUCGUCAUUUGGGUCAUGCAUUACAAAGACGGUUGUACAAAACAUCAUUUCCACAAUAAAAUUGAGAUUCUCUUUCUUUC